AUGUUUUUAAGUAAAGAAAAUAUUAAUCCAUGUAUAUUGUGCAAUGUACUUGCACCAAUAUUUAUCUGUGGUUUUUUUGGUAAUAUUAUUUGUAUAAUAGUUUUUCUUCGUCGUCGUUUUCGUACACGUUCAAUAAGUGUGUAUUUCAUUGCCUUAUUCUUUAAUGAUUGUUUACUUUUAUUUAUAUCACAUAUUGCUAAAAUGUUAAUAUUUGAUGCAUCAUCAUCAUGCUGGUUUAAUAUUUUUUUAUCAAAAUUUAUUGAUAUUAUCUAUUAUCGUGAAAUGAUCUAUCGACAAAGUUUAGCGGUGCUUACUUAUAAUACAACUUAUACACAAAUUUCCAUGCUUAUUUUUAUGUUUAUGUCUAUACAACGUGUACGAACAUUUUCAUCUUUAUCAUAUCGUGAAAGUCGAAUGUGUGCACUUAUGUUAACAUUAAUUGCAUUUAUAUAUGGAAUUAUUAUAUCAUAUAUGCAAUUAUAUGAUGCAUUUUGUAUAGAAAAAUUACAUUUAACAAAAAAUCAAACAGUACAAAUUGAUUUAUUAAUUGAUAAUACAAAGCAUAUGAUUAAUACAAAAUGUACAACAACAAGAACGACAACAAUUUUAACAGAUUUCAUAAAUAAUUUAGCAAAUAAUUCAACGACAAAUUUUCCUUUCUCAGUUAUAUUUUCUCCGACAAUUCAUUCUAUUUCAACAUCAACAAUGUCAACAAAUAGUUAUCAUCAAACUUCUUUAUCAUCAUUAAUUAAUAAUAAUAAUGAUUCAUUUGAUGUGAAUAGUAAUUUAAUAUGCUAUACAGAUAUAGAUUGGCAUCGUGUUCGUCAUCGUACUAUAGCUUAUGUUUAUCUUCAAUCAUAUAUGUCAAUUGAUUGGCCGGAUGAACAUGCUCAACGUUCAACAUGUCAUCUUGAAAGUAUUUUACCAUCAUAUCUUCUCACAUCUAUACAUAAUUUAACAUGGCCGUCAUUAAAAUCACGUCCUGGUAAAGAUUAUUUUCAUGAACAUCAAUUUUGUACACAAGCAUAUCAUUUUAUUGGUUCAUAUGCGAAUUGUUCAAUACCUUUAGCACCUGAAAAUUUUCAACAUUGGUAUAAGUUCUUAUAUGAUCGUCGUUUAUCAUUAACAAAUCGUUAUACAAUUGGUUUUAUAAUUGGUACAUUCAUUCCAUCAUGUAUAUGUAUAAUAUCAUCAUUUAUUUGUCUUUAUUAUAUAUCAAAUCGACCAUCUAUACGUAAACAUAGUCAUUCACGUGCUGAACUUCGUUCAUUAUCUCUUAUAUUAGUUGAGAUAUUAUUAAGUUUAUUGAAUGCUUUACAAUCCUAUAUAAUAAAUUUUUUUACAUGCCAUCGUUUAUUAUUUCGUAUGGAAACUGAUAAUUGUUAUGGACAAUCAAGUAACAAUAUUUUACCAAAUUUUCUUGGAAGCAUACUUGAAUUAUUUACAUCAACAUCUAAUAUAUUAAUUUUAAUGAUAUGUGGUGCACAAUUUCGUAAUGAACUUAUAGGAAUUCUUCAUUUAAAACAGUUUUUUCCAACAAAGCAACAAAGUCAACAGCCAAAUAGAUUACAUCAACAUAAAAGAAUUUGUAGGCGUUCAAAAAUAAAUCCACCCCGUUGCAUGACUUUGUCGUUACCAUCAUCGAAAAAUGGAACUAGUAAAAUAGACGAUAUGCUAGAUGAACCAUCAUUAGAUUCAUUUCUUGCUUCAUUUCAUAACAAAGAAUAUUUGAGCGUGACUGAAAUUGAACAAUCUGAUGAUAUUAGUCAUUGUCCUAUUAAAUCGACUACAGUUUAA
Rotaria sp. Silwood2 is the source of this 1797-nucleotide messenger RNA. Lineage: Eukaryota; Metazoa; Rotifera; Eurotatoria; Philodinida; Philodinidae. The record is from the annotation of a GenBank genome assembly.